This is a messenger RNA of Lindgomyces ingoldianus, 2237 nucleotides long. RefSeq lists its product as uncharacterized. Gene Ontology annotation, cellular component: nucleus. NCBI's taxonomy places the organism in Eukaryota, Fungi, Ascomycota, Dothideomycetes, Pleosporales, Lindgomycetaceae. The record is from RefSeq and is a predicted model, not a curated record. Gene Ontology annotation, biological process: proteasome-mediated ubiquitin-dependent protein catabolic process. Gene Ontology annotation, molecular function: ubiquitin binding. Bases 442 to 2001 code for a protein of 519 amino acids. The transcript is spliced from 2 exons.
CACUCAGACAAACGACGCCUUUCGAUAAGAUUCUAUCUACGUUGGCUUGUUGCCUGCUACCUCUACCUUGUUCGUGAGGCGCCCUCAAUCCUCCGACGUCUUAUACCUAGUAACCUACUCCCUCGUUGCCAGCAUAUCUUGACCGGAAUUUCAUACACAACGCCCGAUCCAGCCACCUCCACGGCCUCGUGCAACUCAACAGCAACAACACGCAACCACUCGUAAUACUCUCACGGUCUAAUACCUCUCAAUCGUCACUUGUUCCGACCCAGCAGGCGGUGCCGUCACCUUCCCGAGCAAUCACGCACUUUUACCCCAUCGGCGACACGUACAUGAGUCGAUAAAGUGCCCCGCGAACAUUUUUGCUCCCAACUUCUUAGUAGCGCACACCUCUUCACAGCACAAACCUCCACUCGAGAACCGCAACAACCGUUGCCCGCCAUGGAGGAGGAGACGAUCCUCAACUUCGUCAGCAUCACGUCGUGUGAUCCCGAUAAGGCGGCCCAGUAUCUGCGCCUAACGGACAACAACAUCGAACAGGCUAUCCAGCUCUACUUCGACAGUCCAAACCUGGACUUCGGGACCACUGCCACCCCGGCACCAGCAGCACCCCCGAGCAACACAGCGCAGAAUCCGAUAUCCAUUGAUUCGGAUGAGGAGAUGUCCGACUUCGACCCCGUUGGUGCCGCCUCUAGCACCCCGCCAGCACGUCUAUCGAACAUAGAAGACGAUGAGGCUAUGGCGCGUCGGUUACAGGAGGAGAUGUAUGGUGGUAUGGAUCCGGAGGCGGGAGUACGAGCGCCGAUGGCCCGGACAACAGAGACCCUGGUCGGACCUGGCUCGAACUGGGGUUCGCGAGACGACGACAUUGAUGCGCUGGUGCAAGAGCAGCUCGCUCGGCGAAGAGCCCCUGGACGACCUGGCAUCUUCAACCAACAACGCACGAAUCACACAUCAGUGUGGGAAAAUAAUGGCGAUACGAGUGCCCGACAACGUGAGCUAGCGACUGCAACAGGAGGCGCGUCCGAAAUCUCCUCAAAGUCCAGCAUGCUGGCAGAGAUGUAUCGACCGCCUUUCGAGAUCAUGUUUCAGCAAUCCUGGGACAAGGCACGAGAUGAGGGCAAGGAAAAUGAGAAGUGGAUUAUCGUGAACAUCCAGGACCCGGCCAUUUUUGACUGCCAAAUCCUCAACCGAGACAUCUGGAAGAACCCAGAGAUCAAGGCUACUGUCAAAGAGAGCUUUGUCUUCAUGCAAUAUGCCAAGGAUGAUCCUCGGGGCCAGCAAUACGUCAAUUAUUACUUCCAUGCUCGGGAUAGCCAAGAUGCGUACCCCCAUAUCGCUAUCGUAGACCCUCGCACGGGAGAGCAGGUGAAGGUCUGGUCCGGUCCACCAGUCCCCCAACCCAUGGAAUUUCACGCCCAGCUUCACGAGUUCCUUGACCGCUACAGCCUAAAAGCAAAUGCCAAGAAUCCUGUGGCUCAACGGAAGGCCGAAAGGAAGAAGGUUGACGUCGACCGAAUGACCGAGGAGGAGCAGCUAGAGAUGGCCCUGCAAAAGAGUCUGGAAAACAGCAAAGGACCUAAGGAUGACGAUCCUGAUGCGCUAACGAAAGAACCCGAGUCAUCUGGCAAAGGCAAGGCCAAGGCGGAAGGAGAGACAAUGGAUACAGCUAAUCCCACGAGCAACGGUUCCGCAAGCUCGCCUUUUUCUCAGAUCUCAGCGUCAAAUCCCCAUGUCGAGCCACCGAACGGCCCCAACACUACCCGUAUCCAGUUCCGAUCAUCAGACGGAAAGAGGGUUGUCCGUAGAUUCAACAGCUCUGAUCCUGUCAGGAGGCUAUAUGAGUGGCUCAAGGCAACUCCGUGGGAGGGCAAAGAAGGAGCAGAGUUUGAUCUCUUCUUUGUUACCGGUGGAUCUAAAAAUCUCAUCGAGUUCCUUGAUUCCACCAUCGAGGAAGCAGGAUUGAAGAACGUAACGUUGAACGUGGAAUUUACUGAGUAAGAACUCUUCAAUCGGCAUCCGCACGGCGUUCAGGAUGGUAUAUGAGGCCGGUGACUGGUGGGAAUGUUUAAUGGGAUCGGAUACAUACAAGGGGGUCGGCAUCGAUGUUAGUCAUCGAAGAGGGGAAGGCUUUGUGGCAGUCCAGGUGGCUUUAGACUAUCCUACUACAUACCCGUGCAUUUGACCAGGCUGGUGUAUCAUACAGGCAUGCACUCUUUUGAAUUCUUAGAGUUACG